ACGAGGCUGUGAGAGCUGUGUGUGAGAGCUGUGUGUGAGAGAACUGUGUGUGAGAGAGAGCUGUGUGUGAAGGAGCUGUGUGUGAAAGAUGCUGUGUGAGAUUUCCUCCAUGCUGAAGAAGGUGCUGCUGUUUACUCUGACUGGAGCAGUCUUCUUUACCAUAGGUAUCCUGAUCGGCCAUUUUGGGAUCGAUCAGAAGAAGUCCACACCGUUACCUGAGUGGGUGCAGAAGGUCAGUCAGGAUGUGGACGAGAACCUCAUCGAGAACUUCCUCGCUCAGGUGGACACCCGGCACAUUGAGGAGAACCUCCAGGUCCUGACCCGUGUCCCCCACAUGGCCACCACAGCCGGGGAUGAAGCCACAGUGAACUACAUGCUGAAGCGAUGGCAGGACAGAGACUCGGGGCUGGACGCUGCUUGGAGGGAGGAUUACAGAGUUUAUCUUUCCUUCCCGGACAAAAGCAAACCCAAUAACGUGACAGUGGUGAGAGGUUCUGAGGUGGUGGACUUCAUACGGGAGAAGGAGAAGGCGUACAGUAAGGAUCAGGAAGACCCGGAAGUGGUGCAGCCGUACGCUGCCUUCGGACCUGCAGGCAAUGUCCAGGGAAAGCUGGUGUAUGCUAACCAGGGGAAAGUGAGUGACUACGAGCAUUUAAACAAAACCCUGGGCAACUUAACUGGAACCAUCGCCAUCGUCAGAUACGGAGGAGCAGGAAGAGCUGAUAAAGGUAUAAACGCCGCCCCUUUCGGAGUCGUCGGUGUGCUGGUCUACACAGACCCCUAUGACAUCAACGACGGCAAGAUGUCUGAUGAAAAUGAAACCUUCCCCCACUCGUGGUACCUCCCACCCUCCGGCGUCGAGAGAGGGAGUUAUAAAACCAACUUUGGAGAUCAGCUCACACCGUACCUGGCGGCCAAAAACGGCACGUACAGAAUCAAUGAGAAGGACAUCCAGGGGGUUUCUCCCAUUCCCCUCCAGCCAAUCGGGUUUGAAGAUGCGAUGAAGUUCAUAUGUGAGCUGGAUGGAUCUGCAGCUCCCGACAACUGGCAGGGAUCGUUUCCUUGCAAAUACAACUACGGUGGACCAGGGUUCAAACAAACGUCUCAAUUUAAAGACUGUGAGGUGAAGCUGGAUGUGUACAACAAGGCGGAAUUAAGAGACUCGGCCAAUGUGAUGGGAGUGAUCUGGGGCAGUGUGGAGCCAGACAGGUACGUGAUAUAUGGCAACCACAGAGACAGCUGGGUUCAUGGUGCCGUGGACCCCAGCAGUGGGACAGCCGUCAUGCUGGAAAUCACCAGAAACUUGGGUCAGCUGGUCAAGACAGGAAAAUGGCGGCCUCGGAGGACGCUGAUCUUCGGCAGCUGGGGAGCCGAGGAAUUCGGUCUGAUCGGAUCUGCUGAAUAUGCUGAGGAGUACAUCAGCAAGCUGAGCCAGAGAACAGUGGCCUACAUCAAUGUGGACAUCUCAGUGUUCGCUAACGCUACACUCAGAGCCUCGGCCAGCCCCGUAGCGCAGGACGUCAUCUUCGCCGCCUCCAAACAGGUGAAGAUACCUGGCUCAGACACCGUAUCCGUAUACAGCAACUGGAUGCUUCAUUCGAACCGGACGAGUCCCUCGCAUGGAAUCAUCCCCAAUAUGGGAUAUCUAACAGGGGCGGGAAGUGAUUACGCCGCAUUCAUGCAUUAUCUGGGCAUUUCCUCCAUGGACAUCUCCUACACCUACGACCGGAGCAAAACCAGAGCGCGUAUCUACCCUGCGUACCACACGGCCUACGACACCUUUGAAUACGUGUCCAGAUUCAUCGACCCAGGCUUCACCAGUCACCAGACCGUAGCGCGGACCGCUGGGAACGUCCUGUUGCGUCUAGCAGACAGCAUUCUGCUACCGUUUAAAUGUAGCGACUACGCCGAGACUCUGGAGCAGUACCUCACCGUAGCCGUGGACAACUUCGAAGCUGAUCUGAAGGCUAACGACAUCUCCAUGGAACCCUUAAAGGAAGCGGUCAAGUCGUUCCGGGCUGCGGCCACCAGUCUGGAGCAGACCAUCAGCAGUUCGGACAUCGUGAACAACUCACCGCUGAAAGCUCGCGGGAUCAAUGACCAGCUCAUGCUGUUGGAUCGAGCCUUCCUGAACCCACUCGCUUUCCCUGAGAAAUACGGAUUCAGGCAUGUGAUCUGGACGUCUCGGUCCUCCAGUGUGGUCACGUUUCCAGGUCUGGCAGACGCAGCAUCGGCAGCGAAGGCGAGCGGCCUGAAGGAGGACUGGGCUGAAUCACACAAACAUCUGUCCAUCGUCACACAGGCCAUCUCCGGAGCAGCACACACACUCACUGAAGCUCACGCUGCCCUGUAACACACAGCUUCAUCCCAGCAGCACACAAUAAACACGUGUGUGUGUGGUUUUUUUUAAAGAUGUAUAUAAAUUUUGUGUACACAGUUUUAAUAACCAGUCAGCUGGAAUAAUAAAAA
Messenger RNA from Hemibagrus wyckioides, 2469 nucleotides. It is a transcript of the gene naaladl1, whose product is annotated as N-acetylated alpha-linked acidic dipeptidase like 1. Gene Ontology annotation, molecular function: carboxypeptidase activity. The transcript is spliced from 19 exons. The record is from RefSeq and is a predicted model, not a curated record. NCBI's taxonomy places the organism in Eukaryota, Metazoa, Chordata, Actinopteri, Siluriformes, Bagridae. Bases 89 to 2353 code for a protein of 754 amino acids.